This is a messenger RNA of Diachasmimorpha longicaudata, 574 nucleotides long. RefSeq lists its product as uncharacterized. The record is from RefSeq and is a predicted model, not a curated record. Lineage: Eukaryota; Metazoa; Arthropoda; Insecta; Hymenoptera; Braconidae. The coding region runs from base 81 to 437 and encodes 118 amino acids. The transcript is spliced from 2 exons.
GGAGUUUAUCAGUUGUCUUUUGCGAGAAUAUAUGGUGGAGCAUUAGCAAAUAUCAAACAACUGAUAAGAAAGACACGUAGAUGGUACUCACCACUAUUCCCGCGUUUAAGAAUUUACGGAAAAAGCCCAAUUGUAGUCUAGCUGCUCCAUUAAUCAAUGCUUUAACAGUCGUUCAAGAAUUAUUAGUUGAACACAACUGUUUUCGAUGCUUCAAAGGAUCAGUUCCUACAUCCAGAGAGUAUCAAUCGUAUCUCAAAAAAAAUUCUCUUUGCUUUUUUAAGCGAAAUAUCUACAUAGUCCUGACAAGAAUGGAAUCCUUCUAUUACUUACUGGAUAAUUUUUGGAUUAAUCAGUAUAAUGACUGUUCUCCAGCCCUCAACGAUGGACAAUCGAUUGAUUUACGACGAGGAUUGGCUGCUCAAUCAACAAAGUGCUGAAGAAAAUUACGAGGAUAUGUUCAAUGAAAAUACGAUAGACAUUUAAAUACAUUCAAGAAAUAUAGAUUUAUUGGGGUUUCAGCUCUCCCAAAUAUGUUAAAAUAUCUUCAAUGCAAUAAAUCUACUUCUUAAACUUA